Juglans microcarpa x Juglans regia is the source of this 2082-nucleotide messenger RNA. RefSeq names its product DNA repair protein RadA. Gene Ontology annotation, biological process: recombinational repair. The transcript is spliced from 15 exons. NCBI's taxonomy places the organism in Eukaryota, Viridiplantae, Streptophyta, Magnoliopsida, Fagales, Juglandaceae. Gene Ontology annotation, molecular function: ATP hydrolysis activity; damaged DNA binding; ATP binding. The record is from RefSeq and is a predicted model, not a curated record. The coding region runs from base 151 to 1854 and encodes 567 amino acids.
GGACAAAGACAAGCUGACAAACACCUAUUCCGCCUCGAUCCUCGGACAAAUGUUCAGCACUGUUGUUUUGAAAUUGGCGGGUUCCUUGCUUGAAGCAAAACCUUCUUCCAAACAAACCCUAGGAAGCCACAAGCACACUCUAUCUCUCGCAUGCAAGGCUCGGAUAUGAGGGCUCUGAGAAUCUUCUACCCCUACAAGCACUUCCUCAAUCCCUCCCUCCCCAAAUCCCUCUCUAUUCCCCGCCAUGUCCACUCCGUUUUUCCUCUCGCCGCGGAACAAUCCAGUACCCUAUCCGAUCCCGAACCCGAACCCACCGGAACUGCCCCUCGCGUUUGGUCUACUUACAGUAACGACCGGAAUGGGGGUCAGAAGAAGCCUACUGGGGUGCUCGUGGACAUAGCUCGGAGUAAGAAAAAAGGGAAGGAAAAAGUUUCCUGGGUAUGCACCGAUUGCGGGCACUCCGAUGGGCAGUGGUGGGGCUCGUGCCGCCAGUGCAACACCGUCGGUACGCUUAAGCGGUUUUCUGAAGGGGAGUCUGAGGCUUCGGUUUCGGAGGCUGCAUCGCGGUUGUGGCUUCCACAGCAAACCGGAGACGUGCGGCCGUUGCGGUUGACGGAUGUGAACAGAGGGAUUAAUCAGCUGAAAUGGCGAAUUCCGCUGUAUGGACCUUUCGGAGAAGAAGUCUCUAGGGUGCUCGGUGGUGGUCUUGUACCCGGUUCUUUGGUUUUAGUUGGUGGUGAUCCUGGUGUUGGCAAGAGUACACUCUUGUUGCAGAUUGCUGCAUUAAUAGCUGAAGGGCAUGAUCUUGGUCGACCAGCACCAGUUGUGUACGUUUCUGGUGAAGAGAGUGUGGAGCAAAUUGGAAACAGAGCUGAUCGAAUGACGAUUGGAGGAGAUGAACUUUUCUUAUAUUCUGGUACCAAUGUUGAGGAUAUAUUGAACAAAAUUCAGCCUCUCUCCCCUCGGGUUCUUAUUGUUGAUUCAAUUCAAACAGUUUAUUUGAACGGAGUGGCUGGAAGCGCUGGAGGGUUCUCACAGGUGAAGGAAUGCACAUCAGCAUUGCUAUGUUUUGCUAAGAAGACUAAAAUCCCUGUUCUUUUGGUGAGGAUUGGACAUGUGACAAAAUCGGGAGAGAUAGCAGGGCCUCGUGUCUUGGAGCACAUUGUUGAUGUUGUUUUAUAUAUGGAAGGGGAGAGGUAUUCAUCACAUCGUUUGCUUCGGUCUGUGAAGAACCGUUUUGGAUCCACUGAUGAGCUUGGAGUACUUGAAAUGUCACAGUCAGGGUUGCAAGCCGUUUCGAACCCCAGUGAGAUGUUUUUAAGUGAGCAAUACUCAGAUUCAGACUUCUUAGCUGGACUAGCUGUUGCUGUAAUUAUGGAUGGAUCUCGAACUUUCCUUAUUGAAAUUCAGGCAUUAUGUGCAUCUGGGUCGAUUGAUUCAAGGCAAGUUAAUGGCAUUCAAGCAAGCAGAGCUGACAUGAUCAUUUCUGUUCUUAUGAAGCAAGCUGGUCUAAAGCUUCAAGAACAUGCAAUCUUCUUAAAUGUUGUGAGCGGGGUGAAACUGACUGAAACUGCUGGUGAUCUUGCAAUAGCGGCAGCAAUUUGCAGCAGUUUUUUGGAGUUUCCCAUUCCCAACAGUACUGCAUUCAUUGGUGAAGUUGGCCUUGGUGGUGAGCUUCGCACGGUAACUAGAAUGGAGAAAAGGGUAAACACAGUGGCAAAACUGGGGUAUAAAAUAUGUAUUGUUCCCCAGUCAGCUGUGGAAUCAUUAGGAUCUCAAGGUUUUGAGGGAAUGGAAGUCAUAGGCUGCAGGAAUCUGAAAGAGGUUAUCAACAGUGUGUUCAGGACGCACUGAAAUGAAGCUGUAGAUCAGUUUUAUUCCCUUUGUCGCAUUAAAUUUCGUAGAUAUAAAUACUACAGAAGCACCAAAAUGUACAUACAAAUCAGUUUGUUGCCCUUUUCUCAGCCCCAUUCUGUUUUUUGGGGUUUUCUUUCAUAUGAUUUGAUGUGCUCCAUCAGUGAUCGCCACCAGCCCAUAGGUUACGAUCAACAUAUUUUUAAAGAUAUAAUAUCUUUAUUAACA